AUGAUAAGUACAGGAAAUGUGGAAUCUGCAAUUGAACUAAUAUUUGCAGCUUUCUUCACCACUGCCAGCGCCACUACUUCUAUGAUCUUACUCUUAUUGAAACACCCAUUGGUCAUAAAAAAGAUCCAGCUGGAACUGGCCUCCAAUGGAUUCACUGGGCAGUGUCAGUGCUUUGGAGCUGAGGAUUUUCUAACAAAAUACCCGUCUGGCCAAAAAACUUUGCCUGCACAUGAGAAGGAAAAGAAAGAGGGUGACUCCAACGUGCCUCUUCCACCCAGAUUGGGAAGAGAACAAGGGCGAGAGACCACGAUGGAAGAGAAAGGACCUAAUAUAAACAUCAUGGCUAAAGGGUCCCAGGAUAUUGUCCAUGGAACUACAAAUGGUCCUAGCUCAUUGUCCAGGCUGGAAGAAACAGGCCAGUUCUUUAGCAGUCUGGAAAGAUCUGAGUAUUGUUGCCACCCUUACUUGACCCUGGAGAAGUUGAAUCAUCUGCGCUACUUGGACUGUGUCAUUAAAGAAGUUCUCCGUUUGCUGCCCCCAGUAUCUGGAGGGUAUAGGACAGCCUUACAAACCUUUGAGCUAGAUGGCUACCAGAUUCCGAAGGGUUGGAGUGUGAUGUAUAGUAUUCGAGAUACACACGAGACUGCCAGCAUCUACCAGAGUCCCCCCGAUACUUUUGAUCCAGAGAGGUUUUGGGUAUCGCCGGAAGAUCAGGAGGAGCACAAAACUUCAGCCUCCUUCCGGUUUCACUACAUUCCCUUUGGUGGCGGAGUCCGCAAUUGCAUAGGCAAAGAACUGGCCAAGGCGAUUCUCAAGAUGCUUGCCAUUGAAUUGGUCAGCACAGCCAGCUGGGAAUUGGCCACAGCUCAUUUCCCCAAAAUGCAGACCGUGCCUAUUGUGCACCCUGUAGACGAUCUUCAAGUCUAUUUCCAUUCUCUGAAGGCUGGCCAUGAAAGCAGCAGUGGAACAGGCAAAGUCAACGCCUGAAUGCAUAGACAUCUCCAUUACAUCUCUAGUUUAGGAAUAGACUAAGACAGGC
This is a messenger RNA of Notechis scutatus (mainland tiger snake), 1039 nucleotides long. Lineage: Eukaryota; Metazoa; Chordata; Lepidosauria; Squamata; Elapidae. The record is from RefSeq and is a predicted model, not a curated record.